Colias croceus (clouded yellow) is the source of this 3514-nucleotide messenger RNA. Its product is annotated as kinesin-like protein KIF12. Bases 1383 to 3257 code for a protein of 624 amino acids. Gene Ontology annotation, biological process: microtubule-based movement. Lineage: Eukaryota; Metazoa; Arthropoda; Insecta; Lepidoptera; Pieridae. The transcript has 13 exons. Gene Ontology annotation, molecular function: microtubule binding; microtubule motor activity; ATP binding. The record is from RefSeq and is a predicted model, not a curated record.
AACUAGAAGAGUUACCGCAUUAGAGAAGGACCAAGUGAUAAAUGUUAGCAAUUAAUAUAAUUAUUAUUCAAUACAAUAACUAGGUACCUAUUAAAGUUACCAAAAGGUUGGACAAAUCAUCGACUUUGUGGUAUUUCACUUGACCAUGUAGUUACCUAACUCUCCAUACCUAAAUUAUGUCCAUUUUCAAUAAUUUAUACAUAUAAAAUAAACUAAAACAUUAAUAUUCAUUGAUAUAAACGAUCAAUCAAAAGAUUUAUCGACUAGAAAAGCACUGAAAACUAAAGAUUCGGUACACGUGCAAUGAAAUAAAGUAGGUACCUAUCAAGAUUUACCGUUUCAGUUUUAACUUACAUACAUUUAGAAAAUAAACUGAUAAAUCAAUUUGACGAUAACUUCACUGCUGUCUCAUAAACAAUUCAUACCUAUAUAAGAGCGUGGUGUGAAAGACAACCGACGUAUAAAAUAUGAACAUGCCGUAAUUAUUUUAGGGGUGGAAUGUGUAGACAUAAGGAAGCAUUGUUGAAUAUUAGAAAUAUUAUAUGUACUUAUUACCGAAAAUGUUGUGUGGAAAUCAAUAACGGAAUUUUGUGUUGAAAUAUUGUGAAAGAAAUGCGGAUCGCAUUUUUUUUAUUGUAAAAUGCGAAAAAAAAAUGCUGGUUUGAUUAUUUUUUUUUACAUUUUUAGUCAUUCAAUUUAAUCAAAAAAGUCAGUCAAUUUUAUUCGCUAGGUUAUACAAAAGAAAAAUAUAGCCUUAUCAAAAUUAACAAUUAUUGGGAAAUUUAAAUGAUGUUUAAAAACAUUUGUGAAUUUUCAUCAUAUUUGUUUCAACUAUACCUUACGUUUCAAUAACAACAAAAAAGAGUUUUAUUUUUCAAAUCGCUUAUUAUAUUAUUGAACUUCGAUAAAACUAAUAGUGUAUACUUGGCUUUAUUGUCUGUAAGGGAAAAUCGAAUCAUAUCAGUGGUAACCGCGCGUGGUUUCUACACGGUCGCGUCGCCAUUUUGAAAAAGAAAAAACUGGCGCCAAUUUUCUUGUGAAAAAAAAUUGACGUCAUUGUGCGCGGGAAAUAUUAUAACAAUAAAAAAUAUUGUUAGGUACAUAGUUAUGAAAUAAAUAUUUUAUUCGCAUAUAAAUGAAGUUAAAUUACAAUACCUACGUAAUAAAAGAGCAAACUAAUACGUUUGAAAUUAAAACCCGCAUAACUUUUAACGUUGUUAUCAAAAUUUAAAAACAAAUUAGUCUAUAAAAGCGUCGUAAAAUUAACUAGUGACAAUUUACCAAUACCUUUCACCUGAAGAACACAGCUGUUAAUAAGUUAAUGGGUGUAUUAUGACAAAAAUAGUGUUUUACGAAAAAAAUGUCACAUUACAAAAAAGAGCAUGUCGCUGAAGAAUUUACAAUUAUUUCAACCGCUAUCACAAAACAUGGUAUACCACCAUAGACAUGCUACUCCUAUGAAAGCGCCUCCUUCAGCUUUGUCGAGAAGCAUUUCAAAAUCUGCUGAGACGUUGGCUGGAUCUACAAAAUACGGUAUAGAACUCAAAGCCCGCAAAGCAAGGAGCACAGAACAGCCUGGAGUAGGGCUCUCAAAAGGCAUCAGUACUGUGGGGUUGCCAGCAUUGGUGAAAUGGACUGGAGAUGAUGACAGCCUUCGCAGUAGAUCUAGGAAUGGCAGUGGUAGCAGUAGAGCCGGCAGCGUCGAUAGAAGCACUCGAGGGUCCAGCACUACCCUUAACUCUGACGAGGAUAAUAUUAACGUAGUUAUAAGAGUACGACCAGUGAAUGAAAAAGAGCGGUCAGUGCGGGAGGUGAACAUGCUCGAAUUCCCUGGGAAAGGACAGAUCAUAUGCCACGGAACUACACCCGGGCAGAAGCCUAAAGUGUUCUCCUAUAAUGUUGUUUUUGAACCAGCUGCAACACAGGAAGACGUUCUAGAAUAUUCCGGUGUGAAGCGGUUAUUAGAGAUGGCGGUAGAGGGGUUCUCAUGUACCGCGUUUUGUUACGGACAGACUGGGAGUGGGAAAACUCACACUCUUACUGGACCACCUGGAUUGGUAGAAAGUGGUGCGAGUCCAUACGCGCCAGACCACGGUCUGGUUGUCAGAUCGUUUGUGUAUCUGUUCCGUCUGAUACGAGAUCAGCCGGAAAGUCAUUUUGUGCUAAAAGCCUCAUUUCUGGAGAUUUAUAAUGAAAAGGUGAUAGAUUUACUAAACCCCGGCAGUGCAAGAAAACCGCUCCAAGUGCGAUGGUCAAAAGAGAGCCGAAGCUUUUACGUAGAAAACUUGUUUAUGGUAGACUGUGAAGAGUUAGACGAUCUAUUUGCUGUACUGGAAGAAGGAAUGCGUAACCGCGCAGUCGGUUCUCACUCAAUGAACUCUCACUCUUCCCGCUCACACACAUUAUUGUGUGUGCGAGUGAGACGGGAUGUGCGCACCGAUGGUGACGUCACGUGCUCUACACACGGGAAGAUUAACUUCGUGGACCUCGCGGGCAGUGAGAUGACCAAAAGGACCAAUAGUACGGGAAAAACUUUGGAAGAGGCGAAUAAUAUUAAUCGGAGUUUGAUGGUUUUGGGAUAUUGUAUAGCUCAACUAAGUGAUGGCAAGAAGCGUGGUCACAUACCCUACAGAGACAGUAAGCUGACCAAAUUACUGGCUGAUAGUCUCGCUGGGAACGGAGUUACGCUUAUGAUUGCGUGUAUAGCCCCAACGAAGUCAAAUUUGAGCGAGACGAUAAAUACAUUACGAUACGCAGCAAGAGCUAAGAAGAUCAAAUCGAAACCUAUUGUAAAAAUGGAUGCAAGGGAUGCUUUGAUCCUUAGUCUAAAACGAGAAGUGGAAAGUCUGCAAGCCGAAAAUAGUCAUCUCCGUACCGCACUACACAUACAGACAGAUUAUAAUAUGGAUGCUUACGGCCAAAGAAAACGCCAACUCCCAAUCGAACCGAACAAACUGUACCAACUUCCACAAUCAGAGCUCGUGGAACUGAUCCAACUCCACAUGGAAGAGAACUCAGCACUGCGACACGAGAACACAGAACUCUUCUCGAUAAGAGACCAGCUGGCGAGGGACCAGGAGAUAUUGAGCAGAGAGAACGAGAGAUUGCUCAAGAAACUGGAAGAUGUUAAUUCUGUUUGCAUCAGAUCGCCUAUAAUUCCUGCUCGACCAGCGUAUUCCCAUGUUGGAUCAAAUGAAUCAAAUAUCUGGACGAACACUGCAAGUUCUACCAAUAGUGUUACUAGUGAAGAUAGAUAAGCGAAUUAUGCUUAUUUUUAUUUGUGUAUAUUAUUUUAUAUUCGGUAUAGGUAGAUGCACAAUUCCUAGAGACCAGAAUUGUUUCCAAAAUUCUCUUAAAGAUAAUCAAGUAUAUUGUGAAAAAUACACCACAAGUGUAAAAAUAUAACUUUGAAUUAAAUUAUCUAUGUCAAUAUUAUAAGAAAUUAUUGUGUUUGUAUGUAUUUGUAAAAUAAAGAUAUGUGUACAUUAAUGUGUGUCUACCCUAAAUUUAGAAC